AUGACGACGCUGGCUGCUUCUACUCUCGAGCCGAAAGCCAAAGCCUCAAACUCUGCAGCCCAGACUCGAUGUGUUCAUCCAGGUUUGACCGAGCACCUCACAGCUGCUGAGCUGCAUCACUUUCACAAGCUCUUCCCGGGUGCCACUGUCGACGAGACCGCAUUCGAAUCGAACAGGCUCCGCUUCCGGCUGGGGCAGCACACACCAGGUUUCGUUUGCGCCUCCAGCUCAACUGCUCCGGGCCAAGACCGGCAAACGGUCGACAC
This is a messenger RNA of Symbiodinium necroappetens, 266 nucleotides long. The record is from the annotation of a GenBank genome assembly. Lineage: Eukaryota; Dinophyceae; Suessiales; Symbiodiniaceae.